Molecule: messenger RNA, 2472 nt
Organism: Petromyzon marinus (sea lamprey)
Lineage: Eukaryota; Metazoa; Chordata; Hyperoartia; Petromyzontiformes; Petromyzontidae
Product: transcription factor GATA-4-like
Biological process (GO): positive regulation of transcription by RNA polymerase II; negative regulation of transcription by RNA polymerase II; cell fate commitment
Cellular component (GO): nucleus
Molecular function (GO): zinc ion binding; RNA polymerase II cis-regulatory region sequence-specific DNA binding; DNA-binding transcription factor activity, RNA polymerase II-specific
Source: RefSeq, a predicted model, not a curated record
GCCGCGGCGGCGACGGCGGCGUCACCGCAGGGCCCCGUGUUCGUGCCGACGAGCCGAGUGACGCAGAUGCUGCCGUCGCUGCCGUACCUCCACCCGCCAUCGCAACCGCAACACGGCGGCGGGGGUGGCGGAGGAGGCGGUAGCGGCGGUGGCGGCCAUUCAGCCUGGAGCCCUUCGUCGUCUGUGUCCGGCGGGACCGGCGGGGCUCCUGAAAGCGACGGCGGCGGCCUGGCCGGCGUCUCGUACUCGACCGUGCCGAUGCACCAGAGUCUGGCGCCUCGCUUCUCCUACACGGCGGCCUCCGGCAGCGCCGUGGGAACUCGAGAGCCCUUCGUGGGCAGCCCCCUGGCCGCGUCGGCCGCCGGCAGAGACCACCACCCCCACCAGCACCACCACCACCACCAGCAGCACCAACACCAGCAGCAGCAGCAGCAGUACACGUGCGGCUCGCUGGGCAUCUCGCUGAACGGGGCGUACAACGGCGUCUACUCGCCCUACGUGAGCCACGAGGUGGCGGCGGCGGCGGCGUGGUCCUCGCCGGGGCCCUUCGAGGGCGGCUCGCUGCUCCACCACGGCAUCCAUGCAGGCCGCCCGCCGCACCUGCAGGCCCGCAGGCCCGAGUACGAGCUGAUGGAUGACUUCAUGGAGGGCCGCGAGUGUGUGAACUGUGGCGCCAUGUCUACACCGCUGUGGCGACGUGACGGCACGGGACACUACCUGUGCAACGCGUGCGGCCUCUACCACAAGAUGAACGGCAUCAACCGGCCCCUCAUCAAGCCUCCACGGCGCAUGCAGUCCGGCUCGCGCCGCGUCGGCCUCUCGUGCUCCAACUGCCAGACGAGCACCACGACGCUGUGGAGGAGGAACACUGACGGGGACCCUGUGUGCAACGCCUGCGGCCUCUACAGCAAGCUCCACGGCGUCCCGCGGCCCCUCGCCAUGAAGAAGGAGGGAAUCCAGACGCGUAAACGCAAACCAAAGAACCCCAACAAGUGCAAGCCCCAUCCGGGGCCGGGUCAGGCGGGGGAGCUGGGAGUCGGCACGGGGAAGGGAGCGACCCCCACGGAGCCAAUCGCCCUCAUCAAGAUGGACCCAGGCCUGGGCACGUCCGGGUACAGCUCGCCCAACGCCACACAGGGUUCAUCCCCGGCCUCUCCCGUGGCCGGCGUCCAGAGCCCGCGCUCGGGCGCGCUGGCCAUGCACGCGGUGGCGACGGCGGUGCAGCGGAGGAACCUCUCGCCGUCGGCGCCGACCCAUCACCAACCGCAUCAGCCCCACCAUCACCACCACCAGCAUCACCAGCAUCACCAGCAGCAGCAGCAGCAGCACCAUCACCAGCAGCAGCACCAGCAGGUGUUGUCGGAGCAGCACGACGCGGGGUCGGAGGGCGCGCGACACGGGUUCUGGUGCGCGAUGACCCUGGUGUAGUCCCCAGUCGCUCUCCGCGGCGAGAGCCGAAGUUUCUUGAUUCGUGACGUUCCGGCAGCGGCGCUUCCCCCCCCCCGCCCCCCCCACCCCCAUCCUGCGAAGCGCAACUCCCCUGCGUUGGCAGCCGCAGCGCUUCCUGCUGGACGUCCGUGGAAAAGAGCUUCAUAGCUCACCGGAUUCCUCCGGGAUCAACGAUGAUUGGGACACGAGCGAAAGCUGCGGGGCCGGUGUCGACGUCGGGUGUCUCGUCAGCUGGUGGCCGGGCCAAGGCACGGAAGGAGACGCUGUCGUCCGUCUGGAAACGUCGGGCGCCAACGGAAGGUUUCGCUUCAGCGCUGGUCCUGUCCGUCCGGACCGUCGACCCUGGAAAAAUAUUUCCGCACCCGGCGCACCGCGUCCGGGGUCGCCCGUACCGCCCGCGGGAACGUGAAAUCGUAAAAUACUCUUGACGCGGAAGAACGAAACAAGAACCGUGCGGUCAUCGCGACCACGGUCACCUAGCGAGGCAAGCGCCAGGCAACGAACGCCGGGUGUGGACGCUCGACGCUUCGCGGGGACUCGAGAGAGAUGCAGCUCUACGGUGUCCUAAGCAAGAGACGGUUCUGAUUAUAUUAUCAUUAUUAUUAUUAAUAAUAUGAAUAACAAUAUUAGACGUAAAAUGUACUACGUGUAUGCGGGGUGGCCCAAAAAGACGGGACACAUAGGGUAAUUAUAUUUAUUUUGACAAUUCAUAGCGGGGCUGCUUUUUACGUCUCCUUACAAAUGUUCAAACUGACUUCCAUGCACGGAUGCACGAAUUCUCUUUGGAAUUAUUUUUUUUCAUAUGAAAAUAUUACGGCUGCCUUCUUUUGCAAACACGCGCACGCACAUAUACAAACUGAAUUGAACUCGCUCAUCUUUAGUUAAUUUUCUUUGAAUUUUUAAAUGCCAUCCGGAGGAGGAGGGAGAGGAGGAAAAAUAAAUAUUAAUAUUGAUAACAAAUCACAUAUUAACUUACGGAAUAAAUUCGAUAUUUUAAUGAAAUAACCCUGUGGGUUCUGAACC